AUGGAUCGGCAGUCGAUGACGGUCGGGCCGGCCAUGGACAUGCCGAUCAUGCACGACAGCGACCGGUACGAUUUCGUCCGAGAUAUCGGGUCAGGAAACUUCGGGGUCGCCAGGCUGAUGACGGACAAGCAGACCAAAGAGCUCGUCGCCGUCAAGUACAUCGAGCGCGGCAGCAAGAUUGAUGAAAAUGUUAAAAGAGAGAUAAUAAAUCACAGGUCUCUGAGGCACCCGAACAUCAUUAGAUUCAAGGAGGUCAUUCUGACUCCUACCCAUCUGGCCAUUGUUAUGGAAUAUGCUGCCGGAGGAGAAAUGUUUGAGCGAAUAAGCAAUGCAGGGCGGUUCAGUGAGGAUGAGGCCCGCUUCUUUUUUCAACAACUUAUAUCUGGAGUCAGCUAUUGCCAUGCCAUGCAAGUAUGUCACCGAGACUUGAAGUUGGAAAACACUUUGUUGGAUGGCAGUCCAGCUCCUCGUUUGAAAAUAUGUGAUUUUGGGUACUCAAAGUCUUCAGUGCUUCAUUCACAACCAAAAUCUACUGUGGGAACUCCUGCAUACAUCGCUCCAGAAGUAUUACUGAGGCAAGAAUACGACGGAAAGAUUGCAGAUGUAUGGUCAUGUGGGGUAACCUUAUAUGUGAUGCUUAUGGGAGCAUAUCCUUUCGAGGAUCCUGAUGAACCGAAAGAUUUCCGGAAGACCAUACAAAGGAUACUCAGCGUCCAAUAUUCCAUUCCAGAUACUGUUCAAAUAUCUCAUGAAUGUCUAGAGCUGAUAUCAAGAAUUUUUGUCCCAGAUCCUUCUGCGAGAAUUACCAUUCCUGAGAUAAAGAACCAUCCGUGGUUCUUGAAGAAUCUCCCUGCUGAUCUGAUGGACGAGGGCAACCAGUUCGAAGAGCCUGAUCAACCCAUGCAAAGCCUUGACGCAAUCAUGCAAAUCAUUGCCGAGGCCACUAUACCAGCAGCUGGAACCCUUGGUCUGAGCCCUUACAUGACGGACAACCUGGACAUGGACGAUGAUAUGGACGACUUAGACUCAGAGUCUGAACUUGAUGUUGAUAGCAGCGGGGAAAUAGUCUACGCAAUUUAA
Malus domestica (apple) is the source of this 1080-nucleotide messenger RNA. Its product is annotated as serine/threonine-protein kinase SRK2I. Gene Ontology annotation, cellular component: nucleus. The record is from RefSeq and is marked provisional. Gene Ontology annotation, biological process: intracellular signal transduction; protein phosphorylation. NCBI's taxonomy places the organism in Eukaryota, Viridiplantae, Streptophyta, Magnoliopsida, Rosales, Rosaceae. Gene Ontology annotation, molecular function: protein serine/threonine kinase activity; ATP binding.